GGCGCGGCGCGGAGCGAGCGGCGGGGUGAGCUCAUCCCGGGCGCGGGUGGGGAGCGCCGCGCAGAGCCCAGCCCAGCCCAGCCCAGACGAGCGGGGCCGCCGGCAGCCGCCGCGGCAACUUUGUUGGGAAAGGCAGCCCCGAGCGGCAGCAGCGCGGCCGGCGCCCCGGCGGGAGGGCGGACGGACGGACGGAGGCGGCGGUGAAACCCAUUCUUUGGACUUGACCAGAUAUUAACUCUGACAGGAAUGAAAAUCUGAAGAUUUUUGUGAACUUACAGCUAUCUAAAGGAAUUGAUGAGCAGGGUUUCACUGUGGUGUUUCAUCUGAAGCUGGUCAUGACAGCCACCAGGAGUUUUUGCUAAAGCUGCAUGUGCCUACCUUCGCAGGAGUUUGGAUAGCUGCUGCAUCUUUGAAGAGAGAUUUCCUGUGCCCUUCUUCAAAUGCUUGUGAUAUUUCCACGAGGAACCACCUUUCUGCUUAAAAGAAGUUUAAGCGAUUGGAUUACAACUCUGACAUUUUGAAGCACAAGUGAUGUUAAAACAAUUUGAAUGUAAUAGAGCAUGGCUACUUCUUAAAAUGCAGAAGUUAAAGGAAAUUAUUGCUUAUCAAAACCUACUGAAUAUCUGAAUUCUCUAGACAUCCUGCAUUUAACUGUGUCCUUAAAUGUCAAUGAUUAAGAUCUCAUGCAACCAUUGUAUAUUUUGGAGACUAUUCUCCAAAAGAGAACUGUGCAUUUAAAAAGCAGAAAUGACUGUUUUCUCUCUUGGAACUUACUAAGGUUGAACAUACUGAAAGAUCAUGACCAGCUUGAAGCGGUCCCAGACCGAAAGGGCCGUUGCCACUGGGGUAUCGGUUGGAACAGAUGGCACCUCAAAAGUCCACUCGGAUGACUUCUAUAUGAGGCGCUUUAGGUCACAGAAUGGCAGCUUAGGAUCUGCAGUCAUGGCGCCAGUUGGACCUCCUCGCAAUGAAAGUUCCCAUCAUGUUACCUCUACGCCUGGAGUCCCUAAAAUGGGGGUCAGGGCCAGGAUUGCUGAUUGGCCCCCAAGGAAGGAGAACAUCAAGGAAACAAGCAGAUCUAGUCAAGAUAUUGAAACAUCAAGUUGCCUUGACAGCAUGUCUUCUAAAAGCAGUCCUGGGAGUCAGGGAAGCUCUGUUAACCUGAAUGCUAGUGAUUCUGUCAUGUUAAAGAGCAUCCAGAGCACACUUAAAAACAAGACCAGACAAUCUGAGAAUCUAGACUCCAGGUUUCUUACACCUGAUGGCUAUCCCAGUUCCCCAAGGAAAGCUCUUCGCAGAAUAAGACAGCGCAGUAACAGCGACAUUACCAUAAGUGAGCUUGAUGUGGAUAGUUUUGAUGAAUGUAUUUCACCCACUUUUAAAUCUGGACCAUCUCUGCACAGGGAGUAUGGCAGCACAUCUUCCAUAGAUAAGCAGGGAACUUCAGGGGAAAGUUUUUUUGACUUACUGAAGGGCUAUAAAGAUGAAAAGUCUGAUCAGAGAAGCCCAGCCACAACUAAGCUCAGUGAACUCCUGAUUGCCAGUGGAAGCAAGGGUUCAGGAUUCUCUCUAGAUGUGAUAGAUGGACCUAUUAGUCAAAGGGAAAACCUGAGACUCUUUAAGGAAAGGGAGAAGCCACUCAAGAGACGCUCAAAAUCAGAGACAGGAGAUUCAUCCAUUUUUCGUAAGCUGCGCAAUGCCAAAGGUGAAGGGGAGCUUGGGAAGUCUUCAGAUCUUGAAGAUAACAGGUCAGAAGAUAGCAUCAAGCCUUGGACUUGUCCAAAGUGUUUUGCUCAUUAUGAUGUACAGAGUAUUUUAUUUGAUUUAAAUGAAGCGGCAAUCAACAGGCAUAAUGUUAUUAAAAGAAGGAACACAACCACAGGUGCAUCUGCUGCUGCUGUAGCAUCACUUGUCUCUGGACCCUUGUCCCAUUCUGCAAGUUUCAAUUCUCCAAUGGGCAGCACUGAAGACCUGAAUUCAAAAGGAAGUCUCAAUAUGGACCAGGGGGAUGAUAAAAGCAAUGAACUUGUGAUGAGUUGUCCUUAUUUUCGUAAUGAGAUUGGUGGGGAAGGGGAGAGGAAGAUCAGCCUUUCCAAAUCUAAUUCAGGUUCCUUCAGUGGAUGUGAAAGUGCCUCAUUUGAGUCGACUCUGAGUUCUCAUUGCACGAAUGCUGGAGUAGCAGUUCUGGAAGUUCCCAAAGAGAAUCUUAUUUUACAUCUAGACAGAGUAAAAAGAUACAUCGUUGAACACGUAGACCUUGGUGCAUAUUAUUAUCGAAAAUUCUUCUAUCAAAAAGAACACUGGAACUAUUUUGGGGCAGAUGAGAACCUGGGUCCAGUAGCUGUGAGUAUAAGAAGAGAGAAGCCAGAGGAAAUCAAAGAAAAUGGACCUCAAUACAACUACCGGAUCAUAUUCAGAACCAGUGAGCUUAUGACACUAAGAGGCUCUGUGCUGGAAGAUGCUAUCCCUUCAACUGCAAAGCAUUGCACAGCCAGGGGACUACCCCUAAAAGAAGUGCUGGAGUAUGUGGUUCCUGAGCUGAAUAUACAUUGCCUAAGGCUGGCCUUCAACACUCCGAAAGUCACAGAACAGCUUAUGAAGCUGGAUGAACAAGGGUUAAGUUACCAGCUUAAGGUGGGUAUCAUGUACUGCAAAGCUGGGCAAAGCACAGAAGAGGAAAUGUAUAAUAAUGAAUCAGCAGGUCCAGCCUUUGAAGAAUUUCUUCAGCUCUUGGGAGAACGAGUUCGACUCAAGGGAUUUGAAAAGUAUCGUGCUCAGCUGGAUACCAAGACUGAUUCAACAGGUACUCAUUCUCUAUACACAACGUACAAGGACUAUGAAAUCAUGUUCCACGUUUCUACUAUGUUGCCAUAUACUCCAAACAACAAGCAACAGCUUCUGAGAAAACGACAUAUUGGAAAUGAUAUUGUGACAAUAGUUUUCCAGGAGCCUGGAGCACAACCAUUCAGCCCAAAGAACAUUCGAUCCCAUUUCCAGCACGUCUUUGUCAUUGUAAGAGUGCACGGUCCCUGUACUGACAGCGUUUGUUACAGUGUUGCUGUGACAAGAUCCAGAGAUGUACCAUCCUUUGGACCACCUAUUCCAAAAGGUGUCACGUUUCCUAAAUCAAAUGUGUUCAGGGACUUCUUACUAGCCAAAGUCAUUAACGCAGAGAAUGCUGCUCAUAAAUCAGAAAAGUUUCGUGCGAUGGCCACCAGGACCCGUCAAGAGUACUUGAAAGACUUGGCAGAGAAGAAUGUCACCAACACACCUAUUGACCCUUCUGGCAAAUUCCCCUUCAUCUCACUUGCUUCAAAAAAGAAAGAAAAGUCCAAGCCUUAUCCAGGAGCAGAGAUCUAUAGUUCUGGUGCUAUUGUAUGGAGUGUCCAUGCAAAAGACUACAGCAAGGGUAUGGAAAUAGACUGUCUCCUAGGCAUCUCUAACGAGUUUGUAGUCCUCAUUGAACAGGACACGAAAAGCGUGGUGUUCAAUUGCUCCUGUCGAGAUGUGAUAGGGUGGACUUCAACAGACACAAAUAUCAAAAUAUUCUAUGAGAGGGGUGAAUGUGUUUCUUUGGAGAGCUUCAUCAGCAACAUUGAUGAUAUCAAAGAGAUCGUCAAAAGGCUGGAGCUUGUGACUAAGGGCUGUGAAACAGUGGAGAUGACUCUGCGUAGGAAUGGUCUGGGUCAGCUUGGUUUCCACGUAAACUACGAAGGCAUUGUGGCAGAUGUUGAGCCCUACGGCUAUGCGUGGCAGGCAGGACUGAGACAAGGCAGCCGGCUGGUGGAAAUCUGCAAGGUGGCUGUAGCCACUCUGAGCCAUGAGCAAAUGAUUGAUCUUCUCAGAACAUCAGUAACAGUGAAGGUCGUCAUCGUCCCUCCAUAUGAGGACUGCACACCACGCAGGAGUACUUCAGAAAACUACCGUAUGCCCGUGAUGGAAUACAAAGUGAAUGAAGGAAUGUCGUAUGAAUUCAAAUUUCCCUUCAGAAAUAAUAACAAAUGGCAGCGAAAUGCAAGCAAAGGACAGGGACCUCAUGUGGCUCAGGUACCAUCCCAAAUACAAAGUCCAGUAACAUCUAGGAUUGGCUCUGGUAAAGGAGAAGGGAAAAUGCCACCCCCAGAACGAGCAGCCAACAUCCCCCGAAGCAUCUCUAGUGAUGGGCGCCCGCUGGAGAGCCGGAGGUUGUCUCCCAGUUCUGAUGUCUACGUCACAGUUUCAUCCAUUGCCUUAGCACGAUCGCAACAGUGUCGUAAUUCUCCAAGCAACUUAUCAUCCUCAAGUGAGACUGGCUCUGGUGGGGGCACAUACAGACAAAAAUCUAUGCCAGAAGGGUUUGGAAUUAGCCGUAGAUCCCCUGCUUCCAUUGACAGGCAGAACACGCAAUCAGAUACAGGUGGUAGCGGCAAAUCCACACCCAGCUGGCAAAGAAGUGAGGAUAGUAUCGCUGACCAGAUGGAACCAACAUGCCAUCUCCCAGCAGUAUCAAAAGUACUGCCAUCCUUCAGAGAAAGCCCCAGUGGAAGACUGAUGAGACAGGAUCCUGUGGUUCACUUGUCUCCAAAUAAGCAGGGUCAUUCUGACAGCCACUACUCCAGCCAUUCCAGCAGCAAUACUCUCUCCAGCAAUGCCUCCAGUGCUCACAGUGAUGAGAAAUGGUAUGACAGUGGAGAGCGCACCGAAUCAGAGCUGAACAGCUACAACUACCUUCAAGGGACUUCAGCUGAUAGUGGCAUAGAUACCACUUCCUACGGACCUAGCCACGGCAGCACUGCCUCCCUGGGAGCAGCAACAUCUCCCCGUACAGGGCUAACAAAGGAGAAAGCGGCACCUCUGUGGCAUAGCUCCAGCGAAGUGGUCUCCAUUGCAGACAGAACAUUAGAAAAAGAGAGCCACAUGGACCGAAAGACUGAGUCUUCACUGAGCCUGGAUAUUCACAGCAAGAGUCAACCAGCCUCCAAUCCUCUAACGAGGGAGAACAGUGCUUAUAGUCUUAGUGAUGCUGUCUCGCAUACAAGUACCAUGAGCUCACGACACUCUGCCAGCCCGGUUGUUUUCACCAGUGCCAGAAGCUCACCUAAAGAAGAGCUUCAUUCUGCUACUUCUCCCCAGCUCGCACCUUCUUUUUCCUCCUCUUCUUCCUCCUCAUCUGGUCCUAGGACUUUCUACCCUCGCCAGGGUGCUACUAGCAAGUAUCUGAUCGGAUGGAAAAAGCCAGAAGGGACAAUAAACUCAGUGGGGUUUAUGGAUUCCAGAAAACGUCACCAGAGUGAUGGCAAUGAAAUGGCCCACCCUCGGCUGCGUGCUUCAGCAAGAGAUCUACGAGCAUCACCGAAACGAGCAUCCAAGUCCACCGUUGAAGAAGAGCUGAAGAAAUUGAUAGAUCUUGAUAGCCCAACACCUGAAUCCCAGAAGAAUUUUAAGCAGCUCACUGGCACUGACCAGAGAGUAUGUAACUCCAAGCUAACCACAGCAUUUCUUUCUCCGAUGUGGAGCAUGGAGGAAGCUGGGAUGAUGGUGGGGUCACACACUCUGUCCUGUCAGUCUCCCUUUCCCAGCACUCCUACCACAAGGCGUGCCUUGCAAAGGACUUUGUCAGAUGAGAGUAUUUACAGUGGUCAAAGGGACCACUUCUUCAGCUCGCGGGCCUCGCUCUUGGACCAAGCCAUGCCAAAUGAUGUACUAUUCACCAGCACGUACCCUUCUCUCCCAAAGUCGCUGCCACUGCGGAGACCAUCAUAUACUUUGGGAAUGAAAUCACUACAUGGAGAGUUUUCUGCCUCAGACAGCUCCCUCACAGAUAUCCAGGAGCAAAGACGGCAGCCCAUGCCAGACCCUGGUCUUAUGCCAUUGCCUGAUUCUGCCUCUGAUCUGGACUGGUCAAACUUGGUAGAUGCUGCCAAAGCCUUUGAAGUUCAGCGAGCUUCAUUCUUUGCUGCUGGCGAUGAAAAUCACAGACCUGUGAGUGCUGCCUCCAGUGGUGAUCAGGCUGAGGACCAGCUUACUGCACAGAUAAAGCCUUAUACAGGUAAAGAAUCUCCUCCAACUCUCGCCUCUAAAGUGGACCAGCUGGAAGGUUUGCUGAAGAUGUUGCAAGAGGAUUUAAGGAAGGAAAAAGAGGACAAGGCCAGCCUUCAGGCUGAAGUGCAACAUUUGCGGGAAGACAACUUGAGGUUACAGGAGGAAUCCCAGAAUGCAACCGAGAAACUGAAGAAAUUCACCGAAUGGGUUUUCAACACAAUUGAUAUGAACUGAGAACAGUGUACGGGGAAGGAAACUAUCUGUUAUGAAUAUUAUUACUGGGACUUAAGCUUUAAUGCCACCUUAAUCAUGACAUGUGAAAGUAUAGUCAGAGCACUUCCCUGCCCUUCAUCCUCCAAUAACCCUUUUUUCGCAUCUCUGCGCGCACUCAGAACAAUUGCAGAUCAACAAUCAAUGUCUGCCUUUUGUAGAAAAAAAAAAGUAAAUAAUUUUAAAAAGGUAAAAUAAAAGUUUAACUGCUAAAAUGUGAAUGUCUAUUUUUUGCACAUUGUCUCUUUAUCUGUUAUGUACAAAAUGAUUUGGAGGCAGGAUCAGACUUGCUGUUCCAUCUGCCUCUGUUUCCAUUAACUUCUUUCUCUCUGUUUCAGGUAAUCUGCUUUUCCUUGCAGCUUUGGCAAAUAUUAUGACAUCUAGAAAAUUAGAAAGACAUGUUUAUUUUACUGCUCUUCUUACAUUGUUUUCUGAAGUAUGCCACAGACAAGGGGAUGUAAUGCAAUGUUUUAGGUGUCUCCUUAGCAAUUUGCGCUUGAUUGCUAGUGCUACCUUCCCAUACAUUACAGAGAACGCGUGUCCAUAGUGUAUGGUACAGUACAACCAGCAUCAUAACAUUUGGAGAGAGACUAGAGACGUGGGCCAUGGGUGAGGCGUAUUAUCACACAUCUAUUGCAUUAGCAUUUCUGGUAGCCUUUGUUUCCCGUGGAAACAAUGGCUGCAAGUAACUUUACAAACAGCAAAACUAGGCAUGCUGCAGUUCAUGCUGUAUCAGGCAGGCUGAGAGAUACUGAGUAGUGUUGCUGUACCACUUAAGUAUAGUCCCCUUCCCUUCCAGGGGAAUCUGUUACUUGCGUAUGUGCAGAAGACUUAGGCUGAAGUUGUAAAGAGAUUAAGAUUUCUUUCCCCUGAAGUGUUUCCAUAAAAAUCCACAUAAACCCUCUCCGUGCACCUGCCCUCCCAUUCCAUUUCUCUGGACUUCUCAAAUCACAACAGAUUUGAGAAAUGUUUAUUCAACUUGUGUUUUAUUACAUGAGAGGUCUUAUAAAUCUUUUACUAUGGUAGACAGAUGUAAAGGUAAAUUAGAGAAGUGUGUUUUUCAAAGUACUGGGAUAGGAUUGGAGCUCUGAAAUCCCCAAUCCCCAGUGAAACUGUGUAGCAUGAGAUUUCCCAAACUGCCUCAUGCCAAGAAAGUUAAUUUCUUGUUCUUUGAAGGAACAGCUAACUUGCCACAACAUGUUACCUCUCUAGAAAAUACCUUUUAGGUGUCAGAAUACGACUUUUAAGCGCUGCAGUCUGCACAGGCAUUGAACUGUGCAGCAUGCUGAGAAACCUUUUCUACUCCCUUCUGAGUAUACAGUCACUACCUUAAAAAAUAUUGCCUUGCAUAAAGUGCAGUAUAUUUGGAGGUUAAUUUCAAGAGCAUCCACUCCCUCCCCUUUACCACAUUCUCAAAUAGACAGAUUAAAAUCAUUGGGCAUAGUCUUGUCACAGAAACUUCCACGCUCUUUUCAAAUCCUUUUUUCAUGCUCUUUAAUCUUGCUCCAUACAAGUACACACUACACUUCAACCUCAAACUUAAUUUGUGAUGCUAAUCCCCAUGGAGUUCUUCUCUGAUGUUUUGUCAUGGAAAUGGAUCUCUUUGGAACUAUUUCUGGAGUGCUUUUGUAAAGGUUUAGAAUGUCUUGGGUUUUUUAAUGACUUGUAUGAAGGAGAUUUAUAUAAUGCCUGAUAUUAUUUGUAAAUGGGAAAUAUUGCUAACAUCUCUGAGCAUCCUGAAGUCUUGCUUUUAUUCUCUUUUAAGUUUGGUUUUUAUUUUAUUUCAAAAAAUAUUUUGGGACUUGGGGCAGACUAUUUAUUAGAGUUUUGCAACAGAGUUCUUCUUGUAUGAUGCCACUGAAGGCUACUUGUAAAAUUCUGACAAUAAAACUCAUUUUAAAGGCUCUUCUAAA
Harpia harpyja (harpy eagle) is the source of this 8204-nucleotide messenger RNA. RefSeq names its product signal induced proliferation associated 1 like 1 (gene SIPA1L1). The record is from RefSeq and is a predicted model, not a curated record. Gene Ontology annotation, molecular function: GTPase activator activity; protein binding. The coding region runs from base 799 to 6255 and encodes 1818 amino acids. Gene Ontology annotation, biological process: activation of GTPase activity; regulation of small GTPase mediated signal transduction. Lineage: Eukaryota; Metazoa; Chordata; Aves; Accipitriformes; Accipitridae. Gene Ontology annotation, cellular component: cytoplasm. The transcript has 26 exons.